Messenger RNA from Melanotaenia boesemani (Boeseman's rainbowfish), 2384 nucleotides. It is a transcript of the gene cyp2u1, whose product is annotated as cytochrome P450 2U1. The coding region runs from base 116 to 1732 and encodes 538 amino acids. Gene Ontology annotation, biological process: xenobiotic metabolic process. Gene Ontology annotation, cellular component: intracellular membrane-bounded organelle; cytoplasm. Gene Ontology annotation, molecular function: oxidoreductase activity, acting on paired donors, with incorporation or reduction of molecular oxygen, reduced flavin or flavoprotein as one donor, and incorporation of one atom of oxygen; heme binding; iron ion binding. The record is from RefSeq and is a predicted model, not a curated record. Lineage: Eukaryota; Metazoa; Chordata; Actinopteri; Atheriniformes; Melanotaeniidae. The transcript has 5 exons.
AAUACGUGAGUUGGGUUGUUUUUAAGCUCAACUAUCGUCGUGGUUAACUUAAUACGAGAAAUGUGUCGUCAGUGUUAUUAGCUUACUGAAUUCAGCUUGUUUAAACUGUAACAUCAUGAGUUCGCUGUCAUGGUUGGAAUAUCUGAUCAGCUCUGCACUGACAUCUUCAAACAUAGUGCCGUUAGUUGUAUUUGCCUUAGUGUUUUAUCUGGUUAAUUUUUAUCAGAAGCAGCGGGGCAAAUAUAGAAAUAUCCCUCCAGGUCCGAAGCCAUGGCCGGUUGUUGGCAACUUCGGGGGCUUGUUGAUUCCCUCUUUUAUUAUGAGGAGGCUUGGGCAGCAGCCACACAACACUGGCAUACACGUCAUAGAUGUUUUAACAUCACAAACCAACUUUUACGGUAACAUAUACAGCCUCUUUGUUGGAAGUCAGUUGGUCGUUGUGCUCAAUGGAUUUGAAGUGGUCAAGGAUGCUUUGUCAAACCAUCCAGAUAAAUUCUCCGACAGACCAGACGUACCUAUGGUCUCCAUCAUAACUAAACGCAAAGGGAUAGUCUUUGCACCUUAUGGGCCAGUGUGGAGCAAGCAGCGAAAGUUCUGCCAUGCCACGCUCCGAAACUUUGGCCUGGGCAAGUUGAGUUUGGAGCCUUGCAUCCAACAAGGCCUGACCAACAUCAAAGCAGAGCUGCUGCGAUUGAGCAAGGCAUGCAGCGGCGCUGGUGUAGACCUGAGUCCACUGAUCAGCAACGCCGUGUCAAACGUCAUCUGCUCGCUAGUCCUGGGUCAGCGCUUCCAUCAUGAGGAUCACGAGUUCCGCACCUUGCUGGGCCUGAUGGCGCGUGGGCUGGAGAUCUCCAUGAACUUUCCUGUAGUCUUCAUCAACAUCUUUCCACUGCUCUACUAUUUGCCUCUUGGGGUUUUCAAGGAAUUAAGGCAGGUGGAAAGAGACAUCACAGUGUUCCUGAAGAGGAUUAUUGCAAAUCACCGUGAGACAUUAGAUCCCGACAAUCCGAGGGAUCUUAUAGACAUGUACUUGAUGGAGAUGUUGGCCCAGCAAGCUGCAGGAGAGGAGGACAGCAGCUUCACAGAGGAUUACCUCUUUUAUAUUAUAGGGGACCUCUUCAUUGCAGGCACGGACACAACUACUAAUUCAGUUUUAUGGGUUCUGCUUUAUAUGGCCUUACACCCCGACAUCCAAGACAAAGUCCAAGCAGAAAUUGAUGAGGUAGUGGGAAGACAUCGAGUUCCAUCCCUGACUGAUAAAGGAAGUUUGCCGUUCACUGAAGCCACCAUCAUGGAGGUGCAGAGACUGACUGUAGUGGUUCCACUGGCUAUUCCUCACAUGGCCUCAGAGACAGCAGAGUUCAGAGGCUACACUAUUCCCAAGGGAACAGUUAUUUUUCCCAACCUGUGGUCUGUCCAUAGAGAUCCUACUAUGUGGGAGGAUCCAGACACUUUCAACCCAGCGCGGUUCUUGGACAGUGAGGGAAAGCUGUUCAGGAAAGAAUGCUUCAUACCGUUUGGGAUUGGUCGCAGGGUGUGCAUGGGUGAGCAGCUGGCCAAGAUGGAGCUCUUUCUGACAGUCACCAGUUUGCUGCAGGCCUUCAAGUACAGACUCCCAGAAGGAAAGCCUCCUCCUUCUCUGCAGGGGCGCUUCGGCCUGACUCUGGCACCUUGCCCAUACACUGUGUGUGUGAGUGCUCGUAAUGGGAACAGUGGAGCAGAUUUAAUGUAAGCAAGGUGCUCCGAUAUAUAGGACUUAAGAAAAAUUCAAAGAUGGAUCUCAUGGAGACAAACUUAAAGGUAAAAAGUGAUAUUUUUUGACCAGAGUGAUUGCAUCCUGAAUCAUUUCACUAUUCAUUCACCUAUUGAUUAUACCUAAUCAGUAUUGUGUCUAAAUGUUUCCAUUUUAAAGAAAUCAGCUAAAUAUUUGUGUUUUUUAUGGCUGAUUUAUUAUUUAUAAAUAUACAAGAAAAAAUCUAUCAAGAUAAUCAUGGAAGUAAAGUUUAUAUUUUUCUGCUUAAGAUGGAAAACAUAUAUUUUCAUAAUCACAUGAUGUAUGGCUGAUUACAGAUCUUGAAGUGACCAGAGAAUAUUAGAAUUUUACUUAGCUUCAUGUAUGUUUUAGCUCUGUUUCUCUAAUAUGUUUGCUGUGAAUUAUUUUCUAUUUUAGUACAUAAUUGUUGCAACUCUGUCAGGAAUAUAUAAAGAUAAUAAGGACAUGUUAUUUUGAACAGUGUGAGAAACUUUGUAACUUUAUACUUUAAAACUGCUGCCGAGGAAUGCUUAUACAAGUGGAAAUGAAACAACAAUUAUUUUUUUAUACUAAAGCCAAUGUAAAACUGAUUUACUGCUCUAAAUGACAUUAAAUGUCAACAUUUAAAUCA